Mucor velutinosus is the source of this 3057-nucleotide messenger RNA. RefSeq lists its product as uncharacterized. Bases 1 to 3057 code for a protein of 1018 amino acids. The record is from RefSeq and is a predicted model, not a curated record. The transcript is spliced from 2 exons. Lineage: Eukaryota; Fungi; Mucoromycota; Mucoromycetes; Mucorales; Mucoraceae.
AUGCCUUGGAACGCCAACACCGGCGCCUACAACGCAAGCGCAACCGAAUAUGUCGUCAAUACUCGGAUCCUCGUACCCGGACACAACUACUACACACCGUUGAAAAGCAAAUUGGUAUGCUUCAACGUGAAAUUGCUACGAACCUACGAUUGCGGGCAGGCGAUUACUAGCCUCCUCCAUCCAGUUAGUAACACAUUAUGUACUGAUCCUCUUUCGAUGCAGACAGCUGCUUCUAGUUUCUAUGGCACGUUGUAUUCCAGUGAUCCGGUCGAUAUCGCGAGCAUCGAGUCCCUGUGCAACACGAUCCCUGACUCUGACACCAUCCCGGAUGAUGCUCAUACUAUUCUUCAGCAACCUUUCACCUAUGCCGACUUAUUGACUGGUACUCAUCGUACCAAGUUCCAAUCCAGUCCUGGCAUCGACGGUUUACCUUAUCCCAUUCUCAACGUGAUUUUCAACCACCCGAAGGCUGCCAAACUCUCUGUUCAGGUAUUUAAUGAUGCUCUCAACUUGGGUAUCUUUCCCUCCAGCUGGUUGCAAACCUGCAUCUGUUUACUACCCAAAUCCGGCGACCUAUCCAACCUCAAGAAUUGGCGACCUCUAUCAUUGAUAUGUUGCGAUGCCAAGAUAUUUACCCGACUUCUCAACCAACGUCUUAUGCCUUUUAUGAACAAAAUCAUAUGUCCUCAACAAUCAGGAUUCAUGCCUGGUCGCUUCAUCGGUGACAAUGGUAUGAUCCUCCACAACACUCGCCUCAUUGCCGCUGAAACAUCCUCUGACAGUAUUGCACUUCUCUUGGAUCAAGAGAAGGCUUACGAUCGCAUUCAUCCUGAUUAUCUUCGUGCUGUGAUGCAACGUUUUAACAUGCCUACUAAUAUUAUUCAUUCCUUACUAACUCUCUUUUUUUCGACACAAAUUCACAUCAACAUCAAUGGACAUAUCUCGACUGAUUAUAUCACCCAACAACGUGGUAUUCGACAAGGAGAUCCCAUCUCGCCACUACUGUUUAAUAUCGCAUUUGAUCCAUUCCUUCGAUCAAUUCACCAAGACCCUCAAUACAAGGGUUUCAACCUACACACUGAAGCUCCUCCCCCUUCUAAUGAUACCCAAUCUGAUGUUAUUUCAGAUUCUAUGCAACAACUGUUUUCUGAUGCUGCUGACCCGCCCAUUGUUCCCGAUGGUUCAACUUCUUCAGCUUCUUCUACAACUGCGCCUCUGGCGGUCAAAAUCCUUGCCUAUGCGGAUGAUACUUUGGUGUAUCUUCGCGACACGCACGAUUUCCAUCGUUUGCAGGCUGCCAUCACUACUUACAUGAAAGCUUCUAACGCAUUAUUGAAUUAUCACAAAACAGUAGCUACAUCUCUUUCAGGUAAACCAUCAACAACUUGGCAAGCCCUGCUCUCAUCUUAUGGCAUCACCGCUUGGCAUGAUCGCACAUCCACCACUCCACUCAUUUAUCUCGGUUAUCCAAUUUGUUCCAGCAUUACUCAACGCAAUGUUGCCUUUCAAAAACUGUAUGACUCCAUCCGUAACGCUAUUGCUAUCCACUCCCAACGCAAUAUCUCUAUCCGUGGCCGGGUCACCAUUCUCAAUUCACUCAUUUAUUCCAAAUUAUGGCAUGUUUUACGACUCACAACAUUUACCAAGGCCCAGUUGCUCUCUUUACGAAGCCUGGGUACCGCCUUCAUUAAUUUUCGUAUAUUCCCUAGACUCUCUUUUGCUACUCUCUCUUUACCUCGCUCUGCCGGUGGUUUGGGGCUCCUAGAUCCUCUCUCUCAACAACAAGCUCUGCAACGGUACUGGGUGUGCCCUCUAUUGCUUCAAUAUCUUGACUCUCCGGCCUUCUCCAAGUACAACACUCCUUCGCUUCCUGUCUUAACUUAUACUCUUUCUUGGUGCUACUCCUCCACCGUCUUCUCUCAUUUCUUUUACUACCUCUUGUUUCGGCAUGCUCGCCAUCGGUUGUGGUUUCCUCAAAGUCCAUCCCGUCGCAAUACUUAUCUCAAUCCAAUCACUAAUCUUCAGUCCUGCUUGUCCAUCUUUCAGAUGUCAGAACGUCGUAACUUAUAUGUUGAUGCUAUUACUUGCUACUCACUCCCUCUUUAUGAAAUACUUUUACAUUCUCCUCCUACUAUUAACAAUUUAUAUUCUUCUAGCUUUAUACCACCGAAUCUUCUUUUAGAUGGCUCUGACGUUGCCAGAAAGCUUCUUGUAAGCGAGGUUUUCCAGUUAGAUAUUGAUCAUCAGGUGCUUCGUGUUCGUCCUUCCUUCCAAUUCGCUCGCCAUCCUAUUGUAUCCCAACGUGUUGCUGAUUUCAUUCAGUCGCGUCAACUACUAUUCCAACCUUUCUUUGCACAACAGUGCUUCAUUGCUCCUCGUCCAACCCUCAACCCACAUCAACCUCCCUCCCUUCGAGCGUUCUGCCGUAGCAUUAUCGUUCCUCCUUCUUCCUUGCCUUCACGAGGCCGGUUGCCGCUCAACAGCAUCCGUUACUUCAAAAAACUACGUCAAACCCUCUCCUCUACCUCCUCCUCACUCUCUCCUCUCCGGCCGGCUCAAUGGCUCUCCUUCUGGAGAAUCUCAAUCCCCCUGGCUGCUCGCACGGUCUGGUACCGAGCUAUUUACGAAAAAAUCCCUUCAAGAGCUCUGCUACAUUUACGCAUCCCCGAAAAACACCCUUCUCCCCUAUGUACCAUCUGCUCUGCCUCUACCACGGAGGAUAUCACCCAUACUCUGUUCUCCUGCCCUCCCAAGUUAUUGGUCUGGCGACACAUGUACCACACCUAUCUCUCUGCUUCUUCCUCAAUCUCUGAUGUUGAUCUGAUUCAUUUCUUCCAACAAAUAUUACUCUGUUCCUCUCCCUAUCUUGAUCGUGAUCUCUCUCUCUCGUUCAAUGAUCUCUCUAUUCCUCAACUUUUCGCAACUACUCUGCUGACAAUAUGGCAAGCGCACUGGCGCUGGAUCUUCGACCGAACCCCGUUCAUCGCUGACACUGUUCAACAUCGUCUUGCUCGCUCUCUUGCUCGCUUGGAUGCCGAGUUAAAGCUAGAUUCGUAA